Messenger RNA from Cladocopium goreaui, 1008 nucleotides. NCBI's taxonomy places the organism in Eukaryota, Dinophyceae, Suessiales, Symbiodiniaceae. The record is from the annotation of a GenBank genome assembly.
AUGCCUGUGCCAGCCCUGCAUGCAUCGGCUGAUGCUCACCACGGACCUGGGAAAGUGACCUGUCAACGAAGCAAAUUGGGUGGGACCUUCCUGCAGAUUGCGCAGUACGUGGUGCAGUUCAGCUGGGGCAGUGCCAAGAUCAACCAGUCUGACCGGAUCUACUACACUGCCUACGCCUCCAAAAGUAGCGACCAGGGCAAGCUCUCACAGUGGAGUACCGAGGUGGACUUCCGAGCUGUGGAUGUCAAUGACCAGGGCAGGCCUGCGUCCCAAAUCACCAGUUUGAAACAUGGGAACAAGUUCAUGAUUUCCAACGAGUUCAUUCUAGUUGCCAAGGUAUCCAGUGAGGAGAGGCAGACCGUGAACCUCAUGGUUUCCAACGAUGGAGCCAACACCUGGAAGGCGGCAUUGCUGCCAUCCGGGAUGGGAGAGCUAGAGGAGAAGUGGUACACAAUUGUGGACACCUCAGAGGGCGCGGUCCUUCUGCACCUGAACUCCGAGACGGGGGCCACUGACACUGGCCGCAUUUUUGUAUCCGACAGCGAAGGUUACAAGUACUCGCAGUCGCUGCUGCACAAUGUGCGCUCUUCCACCGGUGAGGUCGAAUUCGACAAGGUGGUCAGCCUGACGGGGGUCUACCUGGCCAAUGUAGUGGCGCAAGCCGAUUCGGCUGACGCAGGCUACGAGAAGGCCAAGCAAGCUGCCACAGAAUCUGUGGAGCAAGACGCUUCGGAGGGAUCAUCAGUAGAUAGGAGACAUGGCCGUGGCUGGGGCAAAGCCUCCCGCAUGGCCAAGGAGGAGCGCACCAUCCGCACAGUGAUUUCCUUUGACAAGGGAGGAUCGUGGCGCUAUUUGAAACCGCCCAGGGUGAACAGCCAGGGCCAGCCGUACUUCUGCGCAGGAAAGCCUUUACAGGACUGCGCUCUGCACCUGCACGGCAGCAGCUCCUGGGAUCUCUAUGCCCCCUUCUAUUCAAGCUGGGGGGCCUGGGGUUCUGCUGGGUCCUAG